This is a messenger RNA of Cryptococcus wingfieldii CBS 7118, 5196 nucleotides long. RefSeq names its product RNA helicase. The transcript has 21 exons. Gene Ontology annotation, molecular function: nucleic acid binding; ATP binding. Lineage: Eukaryota; Fungi; Basidiomycota; Tremellomycetes; Tremellales; Cryptococcaceae. The record is from RefSeq and is a predicted model, not a curated record. Bases 1 to 5196 code for a protein of 1731 amino acids.
AUGUCGGUGCAGCAUUAUCUGGCCUCGCUCUACCAAGCACCAGCGCCCUCGCGACAGGACAGCUGGGACACCGUCGUCUCCAAGUGGGACGCCUCACACCCAAUUUCAGACUCUAUAGAGGAGCCAGCUUUUGGCACUUCCCCGUGGCCCUCAAUUCUCGAUUACCUUCCUGACGUGGGCUCGUUGUCGCUCGAUGCACCAGAGAUACAGCCAGAGUCGUUCUCGUCGUCUACGCUGAAAGACGGCUUGGUCGAUCGACUUCGCGAUUCUCUGAUCAAUCUGUUGUCUUCGCCUCGCUCAAAUGAUGACAUCCAGUCGGAGCUUCUAGAGUUGAUGGGAUUUGAGGGUGACGCCCUCGUCCUGAUCGAAGAGCUGCUCAAACCGGGAACGAGAGAACAGGUUGUGGCCAGCUGCUUGCGUACUCAAGGCGAAACCAAGAAAAGUGUUGUCAGACAGGAGGCCAUCAUCCCGGCCUCCGAUAAACCCAAAUAUAUACCCAACACUAGGAUAGUCGUGAAGGGAAAGUUCAAGGAUAAGAAGAAGGUCUUGGACAUUUCAGACCUGGUCGGGUCCGCUGAGGAUAUCAGCAAGAGACUGCAGCAGCAAGUGGAAGGGCCAAAGGCCAUGUUCUCUGAAGACGGUCCUCGUAUGGUGGAGCAAGAGGUCCUGCCUCAUGUCUAUACGGCCACAGGGUCGAAAAGUAUACCCUUGUCGCACGGUGGAAAGUUUGCCUUGCCAGAGGGCACCAGGAGAUCCUACACCGAUAUCUAUGAGGAGGUUGUCAUACCGCCUGCCAACGCUGUACCACCUAAGAGCUGGGAGCGCCCUGUCAAGGUCGCCGAUCUUCCCAGACUGGCCAGGGGUUGUUUCCCUAGCUACGUGCAACUCAACAGGAUGCAAAGUAUCGUGCAGCCCACCGCUAUGACUACCAACGAGAAUAUGCUCAUUUGUGCGCCCACUGGUGCCGGUAAAACCGAUGUUGCCAUCAUGGCCAUCCUUAGGGUUCUAUCGCAACAUAUCGUUGAGGGCUCGACCUCGCACCCUUCAGGCUUCAACAUCGACCGCAACGCCUUUAAAAUCAUCUACGUCGCCCCAAUGAAGGCCCUCGCCGCAGAGAUCGUGGCAAAAUUCUCCAAGCGCUUGGCUUGGCUGAAUAUCAGGGUCCGAGAGUUGACUGGUGACAUGCAAUUGACAAAGCAGGAGAUCGAGGAGACCCAAAUCAUCGUGACGACCCCGGAGAAGUGGGAUGUAGUAACUCGAAAACCGACUGGAGAAGGGGAGUUGGCUUCCAAAGUCAAGCUUCUGAUUAUCGACGAAGUGCACUUGCUGGCAGAAGACCGAGGUGCGGUGAUCGAAACUAUCGUAGCCAGAACUCUGAGACAAGUCGAGUCCAGUCAAUCCCUAAUUCGUAUCGUCGGUCUCAGUGCCACCCUGCCAAACUACGUCGAUGUUGGCGAUUUUCUGAGGGUCAACCGCUACCAAGGUCUGUUCUACUUUGACGCAUCAUUUCGUCCUGUUCCACUGGAGCAGCAUUUCAUUGGAAUCGCCGGAAAACCUCGAUCUACAGUGUCUACCCGAAACAUGGACAAGGCUGUAUUCGAACGGGUGGCCGAGCUCGUGGAAGAAGGACAUCAAGUCAUGGUAUUCGUUCACGCUCGACGAGAAACUGUCAAGACUGCCACAACUCUCAAGGAAAUGGCAGCCGAGGAAGGGAUUUCAACCUUCUUCCAGGCCGACACCAACCCUAAAUUCGGUAACCAUCGCCAGGAAAUGUCAAGAUCAAAGAACAAGGAGUUGAAGGAACUUUUUGACGCUGGAUUCGGUAUCCACCAUGCCGGUAUGCUGAGGUCGGACAGGAACAUGGUAGAGAAGAUGUUUGGCGAUGGCUGCAUCAAUGUGCUUUGCUGUACUUCAACUUUGGCAUGGGGUGUCAAUCUGCCCGCCCAUGCGGUCAUCAUCAAGGGUACACAGGUCUACGAUAGCAGCAAAGGUGCUUUCCAGGACCUUUCGGUUCUGGAUGUUCUUCAGAUCUUUGGUCGCGCUGGUCGGCCAGGGUAUGCUACCAGCGGUGUCGGAUACAUAUGUACCACCCACGACAAGGUUGAUCAUUACGUGACGGCCGUCAUGUCGCAAACUCCGAUUGAAUCUAAGUUCAUUCCCGGUAUGACUGAUUCCCUGAAUGCCGAGAUCGCCUUGGGUACCAUCGCAAAUGUGCAAGAGGCUAUGCAAUGGCUGAGUUAUACUUAUCUCUUUGUUCGAAUGAAGAAGAAUCCUUGGGUCUAUGGUAUGGCAUACGACGUGACCAAGGAUGACCCUCAAUUGGGCAACAAGCGUAAUGAGCUCAUUAUUCAAGCGGCGCGUCUUUUGCAAAAAGCUAGGAUGGUCCGAUACGAUGACCUUCAAAAUACGUUCGGCAUCACUGAUUUGGGUCGGAUUGCUGCCAAGUACUACCUUCACUUUACUACGAUCGAGAUCUUUAACGAAAAGUUCAAUCCCAAGAUGAGCAAUGCGGACUUGUUCCAGAUGCUCUGUGAAGCCGAUGAGUUUGAACAAAUUCAAUUGCGUGAGAGUGAGGUGGAAGAGUUGGAAUCCAUCAUCAGUAGCGGAGUGAUUCCCUUGGAGGUCGCCGGCGGUGCCAUCAACAAGCGGAACAAGGUCAACAUCCUGCUCCAAGCGCACAUCUCGAAUGUCUACCUCAAUGAUUUCGCUUUGGUCUCGGAUGCUGCUUUCGUUUCUCAGGCAACUUAUGUCUUACAGAAUGCUGGCCGUAUCAUUCGUGCUCUGUUGGAGAUUGCUUUGAGUCGACAUUGGGCUAACUGCGCCUAUCUCCUGGUCGAACUCAGCAAAUGUAUCGAGCGCCGACAAUGGGUCUACGACCACGGUCUGGCCCAGCUGAAGGUCCUCCAGCGCGAAGUCAUCCACAAACUUUCGCAAUAUACUCCUGACGACAUGACAAUUGCCGACUUCCGUCACAUGUCUGCUCAGGAAAACGGAGAGUUCAUUCAUAUGAACGAGAGACACGGGAAAGCGGUAUUGGAUGCCGCCAUGAUGUUCCCAACUGUCAACCUGACCCAUACUCUGCGGCCGAUCACCCAUGAUCUGCUGCAAAUCAGUGUCAAGGUAGCGCCGCAGUUCAAAUGGAACGCGAAGAUUUCGGGCAGCAGCGAGCCCUUCUACGUCUGGGUACAAGAUGAGCAAGGCCUUAAUAUCUAUCAAUGGCGUAGCGUCCGCCUCACACCUGCUACCAGCGUGAUCGAUAUUGACUUCUUCCUGCCCUUCGAUGAUGUGCCUCCGGACUCGAUAUCGCUUGUUGGAGUGUCAGAUAAAUGGUUGUGGUCUUACGAGCUGGCGUUCAUACAGCUCAGCGGUCUCACUAUGCCUCCUCCGCCAACGCCGCCCACCGAGAUGUUGGGCUUACCUUUCCUGAAGCUUUCCUGUUUCAUGGACCCCGCCCUUGAACAACGCUACUCGCGAACUAUCGAUACUCUGAAUUCCAUUCAAAGUCACGCAUUCUGGGUGCUCUACAACACUUGUGUCAAUGCGCUUGUGUCUGCACCUGUGGGGAGUGGGAAGUCACUACUUGGGGACGCUGCCAUCUGGAACGUCUUCCGGCAUAACAGGGAUGCAGUCGCGGUUGUUGUCGUUCCGGAGCGCUAUAUGGCUCACGAGACAGUCGCGCGCCUCCGGGAUCUGUGUCCCCCAAAGCGAAAGGUCAACAUCAAAUCACUGAUUGAUCCUGCGGAUUUCAAAGAAGUUCUGUCGGGCGGAGCUGCUAUUGGCGUUACAACUCCUUACGCCAUCCUCAACAAUGGAAACAUCGACAGCUUCCUGUCCAAUAGUCGUCUUGCCCUCUUCGUCCUCGAAGACCUGCACCUUCUGGACGAACUCUAUGAGCUGGCGAUAUCCAAAAUUUUGUCGUUUGCGAAGCCCGCCAGGACUAGGAUUGUCGGUCUCACUUCUUCGCUCAACGACCCGUCUGAUCUCGCCGAGUGGUUGGGUCUUGACCCUGGGCCUCUCGACCAGUGGGACAAACCUGUGACCUCACAGCCUCCUGCGCUGUUCAGCUUUCGUCCCUCUGACCGAGGAAAUCACAUUUCCGUGUCGAUCAAACCUUUCACCAUCCCUCAUGGCCCUACCUUCAUCAGGUCUAUGGUGAAACCCACUUAUGAUAUUCUCAAGACCUCUCCCGGGGGCGCCAUCAUAUUUGCACCGUCUAUCCCUGCGUGUGCCUCUGUGGCUUCGGAUCUGGUCACGCAGUCCGGGACAGAGAUGGAUCUGAAUGGCUUCUUGUCCCGCCCUCGCGAGGAGGUGGAGCCCUUUGCUGAGAGACUCAGAGACGAUGCUCUGUUUGAGCCCAUUCUUCAUGGCAUUGGCUUCAUCACACGGAACAUGGCUCCGACCGACCUCGCCAUCGUCCUCGAACUCUUUGCCAGUGGUAUCAUCAAAGCUAUCAUUGUUCCCCGUCAAUCGUGCUGGACUUUACCCGUCCGCGGGCAGACUGUCAUCCUCAUGGGUGCGCAGUACGUGCGUAUCACAGGCGACAAGAUCUCUAGCAAAGACGCCAAAUUUAGGAACGAAAAGCACAUUGUCAACUACUCUCAACAAGAGCUGGUCAAGAUGCAAGGUUUCGCGGUGGGCUCUGCUGCUCCUGCUGCUCCUGGCGGACAGAUGUUUGUCAUGUGUCAAGGCGAGCAGCAAAUCAUGAUCUCGCGCAUCUUGAAAGAAGGCCUACCUCUCGAGUCAAAGAUUAUCGAUCUGCUCAACCGGCAUUCUGCCCCUUCGUACACUGUCGAUCCCCGUGCCGUUCAGAUCUUGACCAACAUGUUUAGGGGCCGUCGUCCACCCCCUCGGGCAACUGUUGACCGACCUGGCCGGCCAGACGGAAGAAAGGCAGAUUUGAUGGACAUUGUUGGCUACACCUUCUUGUCUGUGCGAGGGAAAAGCAACCCGAGCUAUUAUCAGCUGUCCAAGGGUGAAGAAGCCGAGACGAUAUCAAGAGCGGUAGAUAAGUGGUUUGAGGCGAUGGAUGGACUGAAGGUGUACACGGUAGAGGAGACGAGGAAGCAGGAUCUGGAGGCGGCUCAGACGGAGAGCGGGGGCCAGGCAAACGACGAGAAUGGCGAGGAAGCUUCGGUGAAGGGGUCGGAAGAUGCAUUCGAGGUUAAUGGUGACGCCGCAGAAGCUGGAAAGGUAUAA